CCCGAUUCACAAACACAAAAGGCCAUAUACUGCGUCGAUAUUUACGGCUUCUUGUCAGAGAUAUUAGAGCAUCUGAACACUGCAAGUUUGACUAAACGUUAAACGUUCCUCUACUGUGCCUGAAGCAGACUAAUCAUGUGGACUAUUGUUGUCGUGGCAACUGCUAUAUUAACUUCAGCUACUGCGUUUGAAAAUGGGGUGCCUUACCAGUACCCCUAUUCUUAUCCACAGAACCACAUGAGCAGUGCCACCUACACCGGCUGGAGAGCACCAACAUGGGGAUACCCAAAGAGUUUUCAACAUAGCUUAUUAGACACGUUCUCCAGCCUGUGUCCUGACUGUCUGAAGGCUGAUGGAGUAGACGAGGUCACCGGGAUUCCAGGUUUGAAGGAUGCCAUCGAAUAUUCAUACUUCCAUACAAUAAAGCCAACUAUGAAUGAAAUGUUGGACAAUUUAAGAAUUGAUAAAGGAGUGGCAUACAGAUAUUUUGUUAGCCUCUGCGAAAGAAAUGAACACGUUAUAAACAUUCUGCCUGGAGGGGAUGUACUGAAAAUGUUUUGCUCUGAUAUAAAACAGACUUUGGAGGAAGGAUAUUUGUGAAUCCGAAUAUUGAUGAUGGUUAUACUUUGGAAUUUAGCACAGCGCGUUUGAAUAAAUAAGUUACUUUAUCUGUGA
This is a messenger RNA of Homalodisca vitripennis (glassy-winged sharpshooter), 675 nucleotides long. RefSeq lists its product as uncharacterized. The coding region runs from base 136 to 600 and encodes 154 amino acids. NCBI's taxonomy places the organism in Eukaryota, Metazoa, Arthropoda, Insecta, Hemiptera, Cicadellidae. The transcript has 4 exons. The record is from RefSeq and is a predicted model, not a curated record.